AUGGAUAACUUAAAUUCAACCUCCAAUGUCACUACACCCUCAGUUCAAAAAUCCAAUACUCAAAAAACUUUCGCAGAAACAACCGCCAACGUUCAAUUUCCUAAAAAAGAUCAAGCAGUAAUAUUUAAUACCAUCGAAGACUUACCCCAAAUCGAAUACAUAAGAGCAUUUAGUCAACUUACUGAUCCAAACAAUAUUAAAUUUGCUUCACGCAUAUCAAAUAAUCGAUUUUGUAUCUAUUUUGCAAACAAAAAUAUCGUAGAACAGAUUAUCACCAAGCAGCCGUUCAUUGUUAUAAACAAUAAGGAGAUAGCCUUUCGCCGUCUUAUCAACCAAGCCAAACGUAUAAUUGUGUCCAAUGUACAACCAGUCAUACCGCACGACGUAAUUACUAAUGCAUUCAACAAUUUAUCAAUUAAAAUAGUUUCACCGAUAACAUUUAUGAAAGCAGGUUUCGCUAAUGAUGAAUUUAAUCACAUAGGAAGUUUUCGUCGUCAGCUUUAUAUACAUCCUGACGACAUCAAUAAAAUGCCCAGUUCAAUUCUAAUUAAUUUCGAACAAACUGAUUAUCGCAUUUUUCUAUCAGAUGAUACAGUGAUAUGUUAUCUCUGUAAACAAACCGGCCACACUUCUAAUUAUUGCAAAAAAGAAAUUAUAAAUAAAUCCCAAACCAUUUUCGUCGAAAACCCUAAUCAUGUCUCCAAUAACACAGACGCAGAUAAUAGUAUGCUAAUUGACUCAAAUUCAAACAGCGAAUUUCACACAACCCUCCACAACAACUCGAAUCCUAUCAUCAACCAUACGGAAACAGAUAAUAAUGUUCUAAUCGAUCUAAGUACAAAUAGUGGGGACAAAAACAUAAAAACCAACAUCGAAAACAUUGUCGAACAAGCAUCCAAAAACCCUCCCCCCACUCAAACCCCAUCACAGACACCAAAAAGGCCAGCCUCAUCCACCUCCAGCACCUCCCCCUCUAUUAAUCCAUCAAACGUUAAUAACCAAAUUAAUAGCUCUUCAUCUCAAAUCAACACGCAAAUUCAACAACCAAAGAAGGUAACUCUGUCAGACAAGCUACUAGAUUCCGCGAAAACUCCCCAACCACAAUUAAAAAAACAAAAAAGAUCAAAUUCAUUGGAACAGAUCAUAUUAAAGCUGGAUCAAACCCUUGAACCAGCAAAAAUCGCAUUUGAAACAAUACCAAAUUUAAAAAUAAACUUUACUCAACUAAAAUUUAUCAUCGAAAACACAAUAGGUGUACCCAACCCUAUGAGUAUCAUACAACCCUUUAACUUAUCAGCCAUGGAAAUGAUUGUAAUCAUUGACACUAUCCGCCCGAAAAUCAAGAAUACAGCUUUUAAAAACAGGAUUUCAAAAUUAUACCAAAUAAUAUUAGACUCAACUGUAUCCGGAGAUCCUGUUUCCACAGAAUAA
Macrosiphum euphorbiae (potato aphid) is the source of this 1431-nucleotide messenger RNA. The record is from the annotation of a GenBank genome assembly. Lineage: Eukaryota; Metazoa; Arthropoda; Insecta; Hemiptera; Aphididae.